AUGCAACCUCAACCUAUUCAAUCUAAUUCAAAUAUCACUUCUACUUUGUCUAAAAUAUCAGAAUUUCUUAAGGAAUUAGAUGAAAAGGAAGAAACUGGACAUUACUACCAAAAUUUUUUAGAAGAAUUUGAAAUACAACGAAUCUUAGUUAGAUAUUUAAGAAGAUUAACAGAUAAGCAAUUCGAUAAAUAUAGAGUAAAGACUAUUAGCGCACAGCAAACAUUGCGAAAAUAUGCAGAAAAAUUACA
This is a messenger RNA of Racocetra persica, 248 nucleotides long. NCBI's taxonomy places the organism in Eukaryota, Fungi, Glomeromycota, Glomeromycetes, Diversisporales, Gigasporaceae. The record is from the annotation of a GenBank genome assembly.